This is a messenger RNA of Plutella xylostella (diamondback moth), 1862 nucleotides long. NCBI's taxonomy places the organism in Eukaryota, Metazoa, Arthropoda, Insecta, Lepidoptera, Plutellidae. The record is from RefSeq and is a predicted model, not a curated record.
CCAUCUCAAUAUAUUUCAGCCAGUCUUCGCCCACAUUUGGCCGACAGUAGACCUGUUACAAGGUUCUAUCUUACACAACCAAGCUCGCGACUUGAAUUACAGCAAAACAAUGGCCGAACAGAAGUUGUCGUCUAAAGAGAUCUUCGAGCUGGAAGACAAGUAUGGCUGCCGCAACUAUGCACCGCUGCCCGUCGCGCUCUCCCGCGGAGAAGGAGUGUUCGUGUGGGACGUGGAAGGUAAGAAGUACUUCGACUUCCUGUCGGCGUACUCGGCGGUGAACCAGGGCCACUGCCACCCGCGCAUCAUCGCCGCUCUCAAGAACCAGGCAGAGAAACUCACCCUCGUGUCCAGAGCGUUCUACUCAGACCAGCUGGGAAAGUUCGAGAAGUUCCUGACGGGGGUGUUCGGCUUCGACCGGCUGCUGCCCAUGAACACGGGCGUGGAGGGCGGCGAGAGCGCCUGCAAGAUCGCGCGCCGCUGGGCCUACGAGGUCAAGAAGGUGCCCAAGGACCAGGCCAAGAUAAUCUUCGCGGAGAACAACUUCUGGGGCCGCACGCUGUCGGCGUGCUCGUCCUCCUCCGACCCCACCUGCUACCAGGGCUACGGGCCCUUCAUGCCCGGCUUCAAGCUCAUUCCCUACGAUGACAUUCCUGCGCUUGAGGCGGAGCUCCAAGACCCGACGGUGGCGGCCUUUAUGGUGGAGCCCAUCCAAGGCGAGGCGGGCGUGGUGGUCCCCGCGCCCGGGUACCUGCGGAGAGUGAGGGAACUGUGCACCAAGUACAAUGUACUGUGGAUAGCGGAUGAGGUGCAGACUGGGCUCGGUCGCACGGGCAAGCUGCUAGCGGUAGACCACGAGGGCGUGAAGCCCGACAUCCUGAUCCUGGGGAAGGCGCUGAGCGGCGGCGUCCUACCUGUGUCGGCCGUGCUGGCCAACAACGAUGUUAUGAACGUGAUCACGCCCGGAACCCACGGGUCUACAUACGGAGGCAACCCCCUGGCGUGUGCCGUCGCCACUGAAGCUAUCAAGGUGCUUCUAGAAGAGAACCUGUCCGAGAACGCGGAGCGGCUCGGCCGCGUGCUGAGAGCUGAACUAGAGACGAUCCCGAAGAGCCUGGUGACCACCGUGCGCGGGAAGGGACUCAUGAACGCCAUCGUCAUACACGACAGUAUCCCAGCCUACGAAGUCUGCCUGCGCCUGCGCGACGCCGGGCUCCUCGCCAAGCCGACGCACGGACAGACCAUCCGCCUGGCGCCGCCGCUCGUCAUCACUGAGCCGCAGGUCAAGCAGUGUGCGGAUAUUAUCAAGCAAGUGCUGGUUGACUUCAAGAAAUGAUUUGUGUUGGGGUUGCGGAGGGUUAGACGAUACUAGUUGCUUGAUUCUUUGAAGUGUUGUUUAUGUCCGGAUGUCGACGAGGCUAGUUUUUCAAGCUAGGAUAGCAAGCUAAUACUUCUACCUACUUUGUAAAAAUCAAGAUAGUUUGGUCUACACAAGGCCAUUGCUAGCUUAUUAACACUAGCUUUCUAUCCUAGCUUGUCAAACUAGCCUCACGUAUCCGAGCACUAAUGAGUGGAAAUGCGCAUUUAUAUUAUUACAUUUCCUUGUUCAAGAAUAUCGUAUCGUCUAAUUGGGCCCCUAAUGUGAAAUAUGGAGCGACAAUAAAUGUUUGGAUAUGUUGAUAAGAAUAUGUGUAAAUACAUAAUGAUUAAUAUCGACAUCCUGCUUCAUGCAUGUUUAAAUGAGAGAUCUAUUUAUAAUAAAUUAUUUGUGUACUUAAGAUAUCUUUCUGUAGAAAUUUAUUAUUAUAGUAAAUAAGCAUACCUUCCAUCAAUAUAAAUAAAUACACUGCCAUUUAACUGUUAAA